Molecule: messenger RNA, 1872 nt
Organism: Pelobates fuscus (common spadefoot toad)
Lineage: Eukaryota; Metazoa; Chordata; Amphibia; Anura; Pelobatidae
Gene: KCNG4
Product: potassium voltage-gated channel modifier subfamily G member 4
Exons: 3
Coding region: 110-1630 (506 amino acids)
Biological process (GO): protein homooligomerization; potassium ion transmembrane transport
Cellular component (GO): membrane; voltage-gated potassium channel complex
Molecular function (GO): delayed rectifier potassium channel activity
Source: RefSeq, a predicted model, not a curated record
CAUGAUUUCAUCACUGAGCAGCCUCGGGAGACCACCUUACAGCUCCACGUUCAUUCACAUAAAUGAUGUCUCUUGUUUGCUGCUCUGAAGUGACAGAUUUUAACCAGCAAUGCCUAUAAUCUCCGGAGGUAGCGAACAAGACUACAGCAACCUGAGCUACACCUCCAGCAGUACCCUUACCCAGCUCUUCCCAAUAACUGUCCAAUCACAGACACUAAAGGGAGUUAGGUACAAACGGGCUCAGAGGAUUUAUGACCCGAACGAGCUCUGCACGGUUGACCUGAAACGAGAGGUGAUUAUUAAUGUUGGAGGAAUUAAAUACCUUAUGCCUUGGAGUACUUUGGAUGAAUUUCCCAUGACCAGACUUGGAAAGUUAAGGUUUUGCAAUAGCUAUGAGGAGAUCAUCCAGAUCUGCGAUGACUUUGAUGAAGACACCAAUGAGUUCUUUUUCGACAGGAAUCCGUGUGCUUUUGGCAUGAUUGUCAGCUUCCUGGCCGCUGGAAAACUCAGGCUCCUGAGAGAGAUGUGUGCCUUGUCUUUCCAGGAUGAGUUGACGUACUGGGGCAUCGAGGAGUCCAAUUUAGAGAGAUGCUGCUUGAGAAGGCUCAUCCAAAAAUUGGAAGAACUGGCAGAGAUACGAAAAGAAGAGGAAACUCAGAGAAACAGGGAGACAAUAUGUGUCCUAGAGGACAAUACCAAGGUUGGCCAUUGUAUGAGCAAACUGAGGGAUAUGGUGGAGAACCCACAGUCAGGGAUUCCGGGAAAAGUAUUUGCCUGUCUCUCUAUUUUAUUUGUAGCUACUACUGCUAUAAACCUAUGUGUUAGCACCAUGCCGGACCUCCGGGCAGAAGAAGACAGGGGCGAAUGUUCCCAGAAGUGUUACAACAUCUUCAUCAUCGAAACCGUGUGUGUAGCAUGGUUCUCCUUGGAGUUUUGUUUACGUUUUGUCCAGGCAAAAAGCAAAUGCCAGUUCUUCAGGGGGCCAUUGAAUAUUAUCGAUGUGUUGGCCAUCUUGCCAUACUACGUUUCACUCGUAGUGGAGGAUGAACAAAAGACUCUUGACAAGCCUGGCAGCAACUCGUACCUGGAGAAGGUUGGACUGAUUCUCCGAGUUUUACGUGCCUUGAGAAUAUUGUAUGUGAUGCGUCUUGCCAGGCACUCACUUGGUCUACAAACCUUGGGUCUCACAGUCCGAAGGUGUACAAGAGAGUUCGGGCUUCUCUUACUCUUCUUGUGUGUCGCUGUCACUCUUUUUGCUCCGCUGGUCCACCUAGCAGAAAAUGAAAUGGGGAGAUGCCAAGAAUUUACUAGUGUGCCUGCUUCCUAUUGGUGGGCUAUAAUCUCGAUGACCACGGUAGGCUAUGGUGAUAUGGUUCCAAGAAGUGUUCCAGGACAAGUAGUGGCUCUCAGCAGCAUUCUUAGUGGAAUUUUAAUCAUGGCUUUUCCAGCAACCUCAAUUUUCCACACUUUCUCUCGAUGUUACGCAGAACUGAAGAGGGAGCAGGAAAGAUUACAAAGCAGACUAUUGAGGUUAAAAGAUGCAAAUCAGUCAGGUGAAAGCGAUACCUUUAAUGAUACAGACAGUUUGGUCUCAGAAGAUACAUAUAAGUAUUUUUACUCCGCAAAAUAAAUGCUAAUGUAACGGUAGGGCCAUUACUUGAACAAUAAUCUGCCAUUUUACAAUAAUCUGUCAUUGAAGAAUUACACAGAAAUAUUGCAUCAGCCUGUGCAUUAAAGGGUUAGCUGGUCUUACGUUAUUAAACCAAAUUUUGUUUGAUCCAAAAGAGAACAAAAGGGUUGUUGGACCUUGCGCACAAUUAUCAGUGAGUAUUAGCAAAGAGGGAAUAUGUACACUGUUUAAAGACUGUCAAA